AAGUCUGCAGAGGCUUAUAAUCUCAUCGAAGUGCGCAAGUCGCUAAUGCACUAAAUAAAAAAAAAACACAUGUCAAAUUUGAAGAAAAUGUAAUUGAAUACUAUUGAUAAUUUGAUAUUGAAAAUAACCAAACCACAAAAUUUUAAAAAGAGCUAACUAAUUGAUAUAUAUAGAUUUAAUUCGUUUUUAAAUGACUUAAUUUGUGAAUAAAGUGAAAGUUGGUGUAUCUUAUGGAAUAAUCAAAUGAAAAAGUGAUAUGCAAAUAAUGGGGGAAACGGCAGACAAUAUGACUGAGAAAGAAGUGCUUAACGAUUUCAAAGAGAGCUAUUAUAAAGUAAGGAAGUUACUCGACGAGGAGAGCAAAAAUGACCCGGAAACUGAGCCGUAUCUCUCCAAAUACAAAGCCAAAGAGCUAUUGUUGACCAUGCGAGAAUCUCUUACCAAAAUAAUAAGGUCCCAGACCGAUUUGGACAGGGUAAAGCUGGAUGCGAUGCUGGGAACAGUUCUCUUAAACAUCGGCAUCAUUAACAUGGACACGGAGGAAUUGACGGCCAGCGAGAAGGUUCUUACAGAAGCAGUGGAUCUACUCUCCGAAAACUCUUUAAAACCAGAGGUCAUUACGACUGUGCUUAAUAUUUACAAUAAUUUAGGCAUUCUAUGGUCAAGUAGAGAUAAUCCGGAAACAGCUAAAGUAUUUUUACUUAAAGCCAAAGAACUCUAUGAAUCUUUCAAAUGUACUUUACAAAUGCCUUUGCCUAUUGAACAAAUCAUUGCGAACUUGGAGACUCCUGUAUCGGAUUUUAUGCUACUGGAGAAAGCAUAUACAUUGACCCUGUAUUACUUGGCACAGGUGUAUGGCACAUUGAAAGAGAAUUUGAAGUCUGGUGUGUACUGUCAUUCAACUCUGCGAAGGCAGUUGCAGUACUCGGACUAUGAGCCCAUAGAUUGGGCUUUAAAUUCAGCCACGCUGUCUCAGUUCUUUGCUGAGCAGAAUGGUUUUUACCAGUCAAGACAUCACUUAGCAGCGGCUUCUACGAUCCUUGAGAAGUACGAGGAGAAAAUGAUGGAGUCGGCCAGUAAUGAUGAUGCAUUUUUAGCUAAAGUGGAAACAUUUAAACAUAGAUCAGCAGAUGUGGCUCGGUGCUGGGCGAAGUAUUGCCUGCUGCUUAUGACUGCCUCAAAGGCUAGGUUGAUGACGGACAGUGAAAUGAGCGCUGAUGCAGUAACUGACAUGUCCAAUUUGAAACUUGAAGAUGAAGGAAAUAUCUGUGAUGGAGACAUUAAAAACCUAAUAUUCCCUGAUCUGGAUGUGUCUGCAUAUGAAAAGAAAAUUACAGAUAAGUUCCUACUCACUUACCAAGAUGCCAGAGAAGUGUUUCUAAGUUGCCAGAGCUGGUUAAAUAAAGCUAAAGAAUACUACAAAUUGGAUACUUUAGCAUCAGAUUACAUAGAGCUUGUUCAGGACAGUUCUCAAGCUUAUUCAUAUCUGGCAUUUUUUGAAGAGGAUGAUGAAAGACGCGCCAAAAUGCACAAGCGGCGUAUAGACAUGCUGGAAGAACUAAUCAAAGAAAUCAAUCCUACAUACUACCUGCAGUACUGUCGGCAACUGUGGUACGAACUCGGCGAAGUCUACACUGACAUACUCAACAUAAAAUUGGAAAAGCUAAAUCAUUCCAAUGAGAGACCUACCCCACAUGCAUUGAAGAAAAUUAAUGCACUAUGUGAAAAGAGUAUUGAAAUGUAUGAUCACUUCAUCAAUUCAGUAAAGGAUAAAAAUGGUAGAAUGCCACUUAAACUAGAUAGUGAUCAUGUAAGGCCUGUAAUAAGUGCGUAUGCAUUUAUAGGUAGAAAUAGUAUGAAGAGAAUUGCUCUAGAUAAGAACACUCAACUAGAGAAUGCUAAGAAGAGUUUUGACUCAUAUCAGGCUGUUGUGGACAUCUGUACUAAUGACCCUGAUGCAGCUUCAAUGAUGCAAGAAGAAUACAGUUUGUGUAAGGAGAUGGUGCAGAUUCUGCCCAUAAAAAUUAAAAAGUUACAAAUGGAGCAACUUGAGUAACUUGCAUUAUGUUGUUUGUAUGUUAUUCAAUUUCCAGAGCUUUGCUUGUUUAGUAGCCAGAUACAUAAUAUGUAAUUGGUUUCUCAAAUGGCAAAAUUGUUGUUUACUCCUAAUUCUGAUAAUAAGGCGUAGCAUGAGCAUGGAAAUCUUGAGCAUUGCUGAGUUUCCAGGCACAUAAGGUGAACUCUGCUGUCAAGUGAAGCAUAAAAAUGUUCAUCACAGCAUUGCAAGGAAAAUACUAGCUGAAGAACAAUAGAUUACAAAAUCAAAUCCUAAUUGUUAUUUAGUGCUUAAAAAUCAUCUUUUCUAAGCUUUUCUGAGCGGGUGCUGUGAAGUAGUGUAUUGUGCAAUAUCACGAUUCCAGGGUUGAUCCCAUUUACUCAGUAUGUACAGUCUAUAUAUUCAACUUGCGAAAUAUACUAUAUGGAGUAUAUACUGUACUGGUACCAAGUGGUAUCUCAACAUGGGUUAACUUUAGAGAGAAAUUUAUUCGACAUUUUAUGCUUAUUUACAUGUAAUUGGUAUUUCGGGUAUUCCUUAUGUUUGUAAUAAAGGAAACUUUUAAAUU
Molecule: messenger RNA, 2624 nt
Organism: Cydia fagiglandana
Lineage: Eukaryota; Metazoa; Arthropoda; Insecta; Lepidoptera; Tortricidae
Product: KIF-binding protein-like
Exons: 2
Coding region: 257-2056 (599 amino acids)
Biological process (GO): central nervous system projection neuron axonogenesis; neuron projection maintenance; microtubule cytoskeleton organization
Molecular function (GO): protein binding
Source: RefSeq, a predicted model, not a curated record